GAACAGGGAGGGGACUACCGGGCUGACUUGGGAGGCCACAGGAGGAAAAACCACAGCUGCAUUCAGUGUGCCUGGAGGCUCCUUCCACUUGCAAUGCACGGGCUAUGCUGUGCCCUCCCUUUGAUGCUGCUGCUGAGCGUCAGUCCUGGAAACUCCAGCACAGUGAAUCCAUGCUGCUAUUUCCCAUGCCAACACAAGGGUGUGUGUGUCCAGGUUGGCACAGAGGGCUACGAAUGUGACUGCACCCGAACUGGCUACUUUGGCACCAACUGCACUUUGCCGGAGUUCUGGACAAGGCUACAUGAAGCCCUGAGGCCGACCCCGGCUUUCUACCACUUCAUUUUGACCCACUUCCAGUGGUUCUGGACCAUCAUCAACAACACCUUCAUCCGAGACGUUUUGAUGCGGCUGGUGCUGACAAUCCGAGCCAACCUCAUUCCCAGCCCGCCCAUCUACAACUCUGCUUAUGGCUACAUCACCUGGGAGGCCUAUGCCAAUGUCAGCUAUUUCACACGUGUCCUUCCACCGGUUCCCAGGGACUGCCCUACACCAAUGGGAAUGAAAGGGCCAUCGCAGCUCCCUGAUGCACAGCUGGUAGCCGAGGAGCUUCUCCAGCGCAAGACGUUCCAGCCGGACCCGCAGGGGACAAAUCUGAUGUUUGCCUUCUUUGCUCAGCACUUCACUCACCAGUUCUUCAAGACGUCAGGCAGGAUGGGGCACGGCUUCACCAGGGCUCUGGGUCACGGGGUGGAUCUUGGACAUAUAUAUGGGGACAACUUGGAACGUCAGCAUGAGCUGAGGCUCUUCCAGGAUGGGAAGCUGAAAUACCAGAUGGUGAAGGGGGAGAUGUAUCCACCGACGGUGCUGGAUGCUCCGAUACACAUGAUCUAUCCAAAGCACAUUCCGCCGGAGGAGCAGCUCGCCACCGGCCAGGAGGUGUUUGGGCUCCUGCCGGGCCUCAUGUUGUACGCCACCAUCUGGCUGCGGGAGCACAACCGCGUCUGCGACCUCCUCAAGCGAGAGCACCCGGCCUGGGACGACGAGCAGCUGUUUCAAACCACCAGGCUCAUCCUCAUUGGCGAGACCAUCAAAAUCGUCAUUGAGGAUUACGUCCAGCAUCUCAGUGGCUACUACCUGCAGCUGAAGUUUGAUCCUGAGCUCCUCUUUGGAGUCCAGUUCCAGUACCGCAACCGCAUCGCCGUGGAGUUCAACCAGCUCUACCACUGGCACCCGCUGAUGCCGGAUUCCUUCAAGAUUCAGAAUCAAGAGUACAGCUACAACCAGUUUGUCUACAACACUACUAUGUUGACAGACUACGGCGUGGAGGACCUUGUAGAGGCCUUCUCCAAACAACAAGCUGGACAGAUUGGUGGGAAGCCAAAUAUGCCCAGGCAACUUCUGAACGUGGCCGUUGGGGUCAUUGAGGAAUCGAGGCUGCUGCGACUCCAGCCCUUCAACGAAUACCGGAAGAGGUUCGGCAUGAAGCCCUAUACAUCCUUCCAGGAGCUCACAGGAGCGGAAGAAACAGCUGCGAAGGUGGAGGCCCUAUACGGAGACAUCGAUGCCGUGGAAUUCUACCCAGGACUGCUGGUGGAGAAGAACCAGCCCAACGCCAUUUUUGGGGAGAGCAUGGUGGAGAUCGGGGCCCCCUUCUCCUUGAAGGGGCUCUUGGGGAACCCCAUCUGCUCCCCUGAAUACUGGAAGCCCAGCACGUUUGGCGGGGCCGCUGGCUUUGAGGUGGUGAACACGGCCUCCCUCCAGAAACUGGUAUGCCUCAACGUGAAGAGGUGCCCGUAUGUGGCUUUCCGGGUGCCUGAUGGCCAAGAGGGAGGCGGCGCGGCACCAAGCAGCGGCAGCUCGGGGGAGAAGGAGCCCUCGGAUGAGCUCUAGGCCAGAGGGGAGCAGGGCAGGGCUUCUCCGGGGCUUGGUUAGGAUCCAGCUCACUGGUUAGGAUCCAGCCAGUGAGCGGCAAGGAGUAGCCAUGGACUACGGUUGCCGCACAGAGAGAGAGAGAGAGAGAGAGAAUGGUGCAAUAUCACUUCUCAUCAUCAGCACACACACACACAACACACACACACACACCCAAUGUAUUGUGAAGGUGCUUUGGUGUUAUGUCCAGAGAGGAGGGAGAAAAGGGCAUCUGCCGUCUGGUUUAUUUCAAGAAGCGAAAAAAAGCUUUUUGUGGACCAUCAGUCCCCAAUCCAGCCAGCUUCACCUCCUCCCCGUCCACCUUCUUAUUCCAAACUCGUCUUAGCCUCUCAAAUGGCAGGAGGAGAUGCACUGCAGGGGCGUCCUUGGGGACUGGCCUGGGGGGGGAAGCCUCAAGUCUCCCCCAAAUCUCCUGCCCCUCCUCUUCCCUUUUCAAAUUAUUUCUUUGUUGUUGCUCUUACGGCAGCCACCUGCUACCUUCAUUUUCCAGAGUCAUCCUCUGUACACAUAAAUUAGAAUAUGCAAAUGUUAUGCAGAUUUGUGUCUGCUUCCCCAAGGCCCCAAGAAAGCAGAGAACUGUAGCUGGCAUCCCCUAGAGCAAAUUCCCAACCAAAGAUUCUUAGAAAUCUGCAGAGGAAAGCAGGGACAAGGUAGAUCUCUUUUAAGCCUGUAGGGUAGAUAACCCCUAGAAUAAGAGGCUCAUAAAAUGCAGAGUUAGGGGGAAAGACUCUACUUUUUGAACUGCCCACACAUGCACACAUACACACACGGGUGGGGUGUGGGUGUGUAUUCCAGCAAGGGGGAGGGGCUUUGGAGGUGGAGUGUACUGAUAGCAUAAAUUAAGUGUGACUUUCAGAAUA
This is a messenger RNA of Rhineura floridana, 2789 nucleotides long. It is a transcript of the gene PTGS1, whose product is annotated as prostaglandin-endoperoxide synthase 1. The record is from RefSeq and is a predicted model, not a curated record. Gene Ontology annotation, cellular component: neuron projection; cytoplasm. Gene Ontology annotation, biological process: cyclooxygenase pathway; response to oxidative stress. Gene Ontology annotation, molecular function: prostaglandin-endoperoxide synthase activity; heme binding; oxidoreductase activity, acting on single donors with incorporation of molecular oxygen, incorporation of two atoms of oxygen. Bases 94 to 1890 code for a protein of 598 amino acids. NCBI's taxonomy places the organism in Eukaryota, Metazoa, Chordata, Lepidosauria, Squamata, Rhineuridae. The transcript has 11 exons.